Messenger RNA from Planococcus citri (citrus mealybug), 3046 nucleotides. RefSeq names its product ionotropic receptor 25a (gene Ir25a). Gene Ontology annotation, molecular function: transmitter-gated monoatomic ion channel activity involved in regulation of postsynaptic membrane potential; glutamate receptor activity. The transcript has 17 exons. The record is from RefSeq and is a predicted model, not a curated record. The coding region runs from base 173 to 2989 and encodes 938 amino acids. Gene Ontology annotation, biological process: monoatomic ion transport; modulation of chemical synaptic transmission; synaptic transmission, glutamatergic. Gene Ontology annotation, cellular component: postsynaptic density membrane; plasma membrane. Lineage: Eukaryota; Metazoa; Arthropoda; Insecta; Hemiptera; Pseudococcidae.
AAUCGCUGCCAAAAUUAAUGUUUUGAUGUUAUCUCCAAGGAAACAAAUUUAUCGCAAUUUGGAAAUUAUUUCUUUACGGAUUUUCCAGAUUUAUUUAUUGCACUUUUAUUUCUAUUGUUACGUAGAAUUAUUGUAGUUUACCUUAAUAUGGUGGUGUCUUUGCCUACUUGAAAUGUUUUUUAUGAGAGCAUCUUCGUAUGCAUUUUUUGCGUUGAAUAUUUAUUUCAUUGUACCGGAAACCAGUUCACAAAAUGUAUUUACUGUUAAUAUGCUUUUGGUUAACGAAUACAAGAAUUUGGUAGCAAGUAAAUCAGCCGAAGUAGUACUAAAUUAUUUGCGGCGAAAUCCACGGAUUGGAAUUCACGUUGAUGGUAUUUACAAAGCUGACGUCAGCGGAAAUGAUGCCCAAGCUAUACUCGAAACAUUGUGUGUUCAAUAUAAUAAUUCGAUAAAAGAUGGGAAACCUCCUCACAUCGUACUAGACACCACUCAAACUGGAAUAGCCUCAGAAUCGGUGAAAACAUUCGCAGCUGCUUUAGCUUUGCCUACCAUCUCAGCAUCAUAUGGACAAGAUGGUGAUAUCAGGCAGUGGCGUAACUUGGACGGAGAACAGCAGAAGUACUUGAUACAGAUAAGUCCUCCUGCGGAUAUCAUUCCAGAAGUGAUCAGAAGCAUUAUAGUUGCUCAAAAUAUUACAGAUGCUGGAAUCUUGUUCGACGACUCUUUUGUUAUGGAUCACAAAUACAAAUCAUUGCUUCAGAAUAUACCUACCCGACACAUUAUAGCUCAAAUCGAGGACGUCCGCAGUAUUCAAAGGCAACUAACCAGAUUUCGCGAUUUGGAUAUAGUUAAUUACUUCGUGCUGGGAAGAUUGAGUACAGUAAAAACUUUACUAGAUAAUGCCAACGUCAACAAAUUUUUCGGACGGAAAUUCGCAUGGCAUGUUAUCACCCAAGAUAAAGGAGCGUUGAGAUGUAGUUGCUCUAAUGCAAGCGUAUUAUUUGUCAAACCAGAACCAGAUCCGAUGAGUCGAGAAAGACUUUCGAAUUUGAAAACUACUUACACACUUACUUCUGAACCUGAAAUUAUGGCAGCGUUUUAUUUUGAUUUUAUUUUUCGUGGACUUCUCGCAGUCAAAUCUAUGGUUGAAGCCAACGAAUGGCCUAAGAAUUUCUCUUACAUUACUUGCAACGAAUAUAAAGAAGAAAAUCAACCUUUCCGGAAAAGUUUCGAUCUGAGAAAACACCUAAGACAGGUAAACGAGCCUCCAUCGUACGGAAACUUCUUAAUCGAAACGAAUGGCCACAGUUACGAAGAAUUCACCAUGAAAUUGGAAAAGGUUUCAAUCCUGAACAGUCAAUCUGUAAGUUCUGAAUCCAUAGGCUCUUGGAAAGCAAGUUUGAAUUCGCCUAUUUUAGUAAAAGAUGUGGCCAGUUUAGCAAAUUUGUCUGCGGUUACAAUUUAUAGAGUUGUAACAGUACUGCAACAUCCUUUCAUGAUGAGAGUAGUCGAUGAAAAUAACGCCGAACGAUUCGAAGGAUAUUGCGUCGAUUUGAUCGAAGAAAUUAAAAAAUUAGUCGGAUUCGAGUACGAAAUUUACGUAGCACCGGAUAAUAAAUUUGGUAACAUGGAUGAUAAUGGACAAUGGAAUGGAAUGAUUAAAGAACUAAUCGAAAAGAGAGCUGAUAUAGGACUUGGAUCAUUAUCUGUGAUGGCUGAACGAGAGAAUGUCGUCGACUUCACUGUACCUUAUUACGAUUUAGUUGGUAUUACGAUUUUAAUGAAGAAACCGAGUACUCCUACUUCGCUUUUCAAAUUCUUGACUGUUUUGGAAAACGAAGUUUGGUUGUGUAUAUUGGCAGCAUAUUUUUUUACGAGCUUUCUUAUGUGGAUCUUCGAUCGCUGGAGUCCAUACAGUUAUCAAAACAAUCGAGAAAAAUAUAAAGACGACGAAGAAAAACGAGAAUUCAAUCUGAAAGAAUGUCUAUGGUUCUGUAUGACUUCUCUAACCCCCCAGGGAGGUGGAGAAGCACCAAAAAACUUAUCCGGGCGAUUGGUUGCCGCAACAUGGUGGUUAUUUGGAUUCAUUAUUAUUGCAUCGUAUACUGCCAAUUUAGCUGCAUUUUUAACCGUUUCAAGAUUAGAUACUCCGAUCGAAUCUUUAGAUGAUCUUUCUAAACAGUAUAAGAUCACCUACGCACCUCUCAACGGAUCGGCAGCCAUGACCUAUUUUGAAAGAAUGGCUGAAAUCGAAGCUAAAUUCUACGAAAUUUGGAAAGAUAUGAGUCUGAAUGAUAGUUUAAAUGAAGUAGAACGAGCCAAAUUAGCAGUAUGGGACUAUCCAGUCAGCGAUAAAUAUACAAAGAUGUGGCAAGCUAUGAAAGAAGCGCAGCUUCCAGUUACAAUGGAUGAAGCUUUGAAGAGGGUUAGAGAUUCGAAAACGUCUAGCGAUGGAUUCGCAUACCUAGGUGAUGCGACCGACAUUAGGUAUCAGGUUAUGAUCAACUGUGAUCUGCAAAUGGUUGGAGAUGAAUUUUCUCGUAAACCUUAUGCCAUAGCAGUUCAACAAGGAUCUCCUUUAAAGGACCAAUUCAACAAUGCGAUUUUAUUAUUACUUAACAAAAGAAAGCUGGAAAAGCUAAAAGAGAAAUGGUGGAAUUUAAAUCCAGCUCGUAAAGAAUGCGAAAAACAAGAUAAUCAGUCCGAUGGAAUCAGCAUUCAUAAUAUAGGUGGCGUUUUCAUCGUCAUAUUCGUGGGUAUCGGCUUAGCCUGUAUUACUCUAGCGUUCGAGUACUGGUUCUACAAAUACAAGCAUAAUCCUCGUAUGGCUAUGUUCACUCGUAAAAUUAGCACUCAAAAUUCCGUCAUAGAUAAAAUACAUCCUAGCUCAUUAGCAGAUUUUACAACUUUCAAAGCUAAAAGUUCUCGACGUAGUCAAGGUUUUCAUCAAACCGAAAACUUGGCUAUAAUAAACAGAAAUAAUUGGUGAAUAAAAAUAUUCGAACGAUCAAGAUUUUGUACUAAUAAAUAUUAAUUUCUUACGCAA